Messenger RNA from Wasmannia auropunctata (little fire ant), 297 nucleotides. RefSeq lists its product as uncharacterized. Gene Ontology annotation, biological process: sensory perception of taste. Gene Ontology annotation, cellular component: membrane. The record is from RefSeq and is a predicted model, not a curated record. NCBI's taxonomy places the organism in Eukaryota, Metazoa, Arthropoda, Insecta, Hymenoptera, Formicidae. The transcript is spliced from 4 exons. The coding region runs from base 1 to 297 and encodes 98 amino acids.
AUGAAUGUAACAUGGAUUUCUCAUAACAUUUUUAAAUUUUUGCUCUUUAAUUAUAUGUGCGAAAUAAUUAGUACCAAGGUAAAAGUGAUCGGAAUUUUACUAAACAGAUUAAUGUAUUCCACUAAUGAUGUUGAAAUUCGUGAAACCAUUUCACAAUAUUCAUUACAAAUUAUAUAUAGGCCACUUAGAUUCUGCGGAAUAGGACUUUUCCAAUUUGGUUUCCAAUUUCUUUACAGGUUCGUCAUGUCAAUUGCGACUGUUUUGGUUAUAGUGAUACAAGCGCGCGAAAAUAUAUAA